GCGCCCGAGAUGGCCGUCCAGAUCCCGGACGACUCGGACUUCUCGUCCUUCAAGGAUCAGUGCCUGAGCGGCCAAGGCUGGAACCAGCGCUACCACAAGGGCGGGGUCACCGUGUGGUGCCGCCCCGACGACGGCGACGGCGUCCAGAAGAUCAAGAUGAAGAUGGCGUGCAAGGGCGUGAGCGCCCAGACGGUGUACGACGUCCUCCACGACAGCGGCUACCGCAAGAAGUGGGACAGCAACAUGAUCGACGCGUAUGACAUCGGAAGGCUGACCGUCAACGCCGACGUGGGCUAUUAUUCCUGGAGGUGUCCCGUUCCGCUGAAGAAUCGAGACUUUGUGACUUUGAGGUCCUGGCUCCCUCUGGGCGACGAUUUCCUCAUCAUCAACUACUCUGUCAAACACGCGCAACAUCCUCCCAAGAAGGACUUUGUCCGUGCCGUCUCUCUGCUGACCGGAUACUUUAUCCAGUCCGCCGGCGCCGAAGGCUCGUCUCUCUACUACCUCAGCCAGCUGGACCCGCGAGGUUCUUUACCAAAGUGGGUGACCGACAGAGUCUCGCAGUUCGUGGCUCCCAAGGCCAUGAGGAAGAUCUACAAGGCAUCUCGAAAGUACCCCGAAUGGAAGCGCAAGCACUGUCCCGACUUGAAGCCGUGGAUGUUUCCGGAGCAGAACACUCUGCCGUGCAUCAGCGUGUCCGAGCUAUCGCCGCAACGCGCCGACUCGUUAGAAAACAUCGACGAGAGCGGCCUUGGCGAAGGGAAAGGCCAGCACGGCGGCGACGACGAUGAUGACGACGAGGAGACUUGA
Nerophis lumbriciformis (worm pipefish) is the source of this 810-nucleotide messenger RNA. The record is from RefSeq and is a predicted model, not a curated record. Lineage: Eukaryota; Metazoa; Chordata; Actinopteri; Syngnathiformes; Syngnathidae.